CUGAUAGACCCCUUUUCUUUCCUGAUUUGCCGUAUGGUUUUUUUUUUUGUUUCAUUUUUUUAGAUCUGUUCGUCUUAAGUGCCUAUGAUACAUUUGCUUUGGAUAUUUGGUUCAACGUUUGAACUUUGAAGAGCGCGACUUUUGUAGCCCUAGAUUUUUAUCUGUUUCGUAGGCUUCAAAUUUCUAUGAUGAAUUUGCUGUUGCGACUGGCUUUGUUUGGUUCGAGUCUGUUUUGUUUCUUGAAAUGUCUUAAAAAAUUGGAUUAUGAAUGAGAUAUAAAUUCUUCGCUGUGCAUCCGUAUCUGAACUAGCACGGAUUUAGAUAAUUUGCUUUAGAAGGUUAACACGGGUAGAGCACUUCGUUUACUUUUCAAAUGUUCUGAAAAGUCAUUUGAUGAAUAAUUUUUGUACUGCUGCUCGAGAACGAGAAUAAUUUCAUCAAUAACUCACCCUGAGAGUUUGAGAAUUGGGAAUUUUUAGUCAAAUAAGUAUUAUACGACAAGUUUAAGGAACCAUCAAAGUCAUGAAAACUACUUGUGCUAGGAACGUAUAGGUUGAAUUACCACAGGUGAGGAGGAUACAUAGAGAAAAUGCUUUUUGAGAGACAAAAGAGGGUGACCAAAUGGGAUGAGAGGUAAAAGAUAGGAAAUUCUUUUGAGACAAACUUGCUUGGUUAAUAUUGAUGUAAACAUUGCAUAUAGUCAAUUAUUAGAACAUGACAUUAAGUUUAAUCAAUCUAAUCAAAUAGAUCCAUUAUAAAAUAUCUUUAUGAUGUCUCAAACCAUUGUGGACUGACGCUGUAUUGCAAUAAUACAAUUCUGAAAUAAAAUUCAAAAUAUAAUUGUCUAAUAAUUAUUUGCUGACUUAGGAUAAAGAUUGAUCAGUACUGUAGUAAUGAAUAACAUAACACAAAGAAGAGAGAUUCUUAGAAGGUAGGGAAGAGUGAGUUAUGCAUUAAAGAUGAAGGUAUCACGAGGGUUGUAUAGGAUUGGCAAGAAGGGUAGAUGGGUUUUAGAUGGAUUGAAUAUUAGAUUGACAAUACUAAGGGACAUUAGAGGAAUUUCCGAAUUGGUCUUAAUCAAUAUGCUAAGAGAGGGAACUUCUUAUGAAAGCGGAGCAGGACGUGUCUCUAAAUGAUGGAUUUCCUUCUUCUGGAAUUUGCUUGAAUUUGCAUGUAUAAAAAAUUUCUGAACAUAAUGGCCCUCUCUUUCUUUUCUUUAUUAUAAUCAACAAAAGAAAUGCCAGCCAAUCUUUGGAUGAGGUACUUUCUGGGGAGAGUAUUAAUUUUGAAGUGCUACAGAAAAAAUUUACCUGGAUUUUCAGUCUCUUGUUUUUAAUUUGCACUUGAGAAAUAACAAUAAUAACUGAAAAAAAUACAAGACAACAGAAAUGCAUUCUUUUGAUAGCCAAAGAGUGUUACAUGACGAUACUUUCCUCAUUUACAAGGUUCAGGUGUGGUUUCUUUUAUGUUGACUUGUGAAAUUCCAUCUAAGGUGAAAGUAAUUGAGAAUCUAUAUUUCUGUACUGAAAUGCGUUAUUUACUAUACUGUUAUUAUGUGCUCAACAUGGACAUGCAAGGUAAGGUUAUGGGGUUAUGGAGCAUGAAAUACUUUUUGAUUUUGUAUGUCACUAAUCUCCCUUUCUUGCAGGCAAUAUCUUCACAAGACUAUUCAUUUCAAGCUAAACGGUCUUUCUCUUCAAACUUUUUGUCUACUUUGAACUCAGCCAGUGGUGAUGCUGAUGCAAGUGAGCCAAAAUCACCUGCUCAUAUUCAUAGCGAAGGUUCCUCACCACAAAAGUCACUACCUAAAAAAAGGAGUGCAAAUUCCUCGGCAUGGAAAAAUCUACCUUCUAAUUUUGGAGAGGAAAAUGGAACAAGAAGUGAGUGCAGAGAAAUUCCUGAGAGUUCAAAAGAGGACAUGGACCAGUUCCCCAAUAGACCUAUCAAUCGUUAUUCCAUGUUUGUUGAAGCGUCCACUCAACAUGACCCUAAUGAAUAUCUUUCUUAUCUUACUGAAAAGUCUACAUUUAUGUAUGCUGACCUUUUUCAAUUUUUUGGCUCAUGUUUGCCUAAUAUUGUCAAAGGAUGUCAAUGGAUUCUGUUGUAUAGCACAUGGAAACAUGGGAUAUCACUUCAAACUCUCCUUCGUAAGAGUGCUGACCUUCCGGGUCCAUGCCUAUUAAUUGUUGGGGAUAUGCAAGGUGCUAUUUUUGGUGGCCUUCUGAAUAGUCCUUUAAAGCCUACAUCUACAAGGAAGUAUCAAGGCACAGGCGAAACCUUUGUGUUCAGUACAAUUUAUGGGGAACCAAGGUUCUUUAGAGCAACUGGUGCAAAUAGGUUUUACUACUUGUGCUUGAAUGAUCAACUUGCAUUUGGUGGGGGUCGAAACUAUGCUUUAUCCCUUGAGGAAGAUCUGUUGCGUGGAACCAGUGGCCCUUGUGAAACAUUUGGAAACUCUUGCUUGGCUCAUACUUCAGAAUUUGAGCUGAAGAAUGUUGAGUUGUGGGGGUUUGCUCAUUCAUCUCGUUUGCUCACGUAACUAAUUCUUUCAGACAACGAUGAUGCGCCAAGUGGACUGUUUCUGAUGUAUUAUUCUUUUUAUUCAUUUCAAAAAGGGUUGUUAUAAUUUGUUCAACCGAUGCCAUUUCUCUUUCAAGCACUUGUUGCCCAUACCUUGAUUUUAUUUUAUUAAUACAUUUUAUAAUCCCCAGAUUAACGCAUCAGCUUUCUGCCUUAUCUGCUUUG
Molecule: messenger RNA, 2745 nt
Organism: Zingiber officinale
Lineage: Eukaryota; Viridiplantae; Streptophyta; Magnoliopsida; Zingiberales; Zingiberaceae
Product: oxidation resistance protein 1-like
Exons: 7
Coding region: 1466-2539 (357 amino acids)
Source: RefSeq, a predicted model, not a curated record